AUGUACCCGUAUUAUGAGACCGACUGGAGCAUUCUACCGCCGGAGCACAAUCGAAGGUAUAGUCCAGGACUGACCAUCAACAACAUUAAACAGGUGAUCAACGAAACAAUCGAAACAAAUAUAUUACGAAAACCGGCACCGACCCGCUUGCGGGAGCUCAUACGACAGAUCCGAGCCUGCCGAACAGCGGCCGAGGAACGUGCGGUAGUCAACACAGAAUGUGCCUACAUCCGGAGUACCUUCCGCGAGACGGACUGUAUCUGGAAAUGUCGCAAUAUGGCAAAGCUGCUGUACAUCCACAUGCUCGGCUAUCCGGCCCACUUCGGGCAGGUGGAAUGUCUCAAACUGGCCGCAAGCUCAAAGUACACCGACAAACGGAUAGGGUACCUGGGCGCGAUGCUCUUGCUGGAUGAGCGUACCGAUGUGCACGUGCUGCUUACGAACUGCCUUAAAAACGAUCUCAACAGCCCCACACAGUUUGUCGUAGGCACUGCGCUGUGCACACUAGCCGCCAUCGCAUCGCCCGAGAUGGCCCGGGACCUGUGCAACGAUGUCGAGCGUCUGAUCGUGUCUACCAAUGCGUUCCUGCGCAAAAAAGCGAUCCUAUGUGCCUUCCGGUUUGUGCGCCGCGUGCCAGAGCUAAUGGAGGAUUAUCUGCCAAAGUGUGAAGUGUUUCUGGCGGACAAAAACCACGGCAUUCUGAUCGCCACCAUCACGCUGAUCACGGAGAUGUGCGAGCAGAGUGUGGCCGUGUUGCGGUACUUUAAAUCGAUCAUUCCCACACUCGUUCGCAUGCUGAAAUCGCUCACCGUGACGGGUUAUUCACCGGAGCAUCUUGUCAGUGGUGUAAGCGAUCCAUUCCUGCAGGUUAAGAUACUGCGUUUAUUGCGUGUACUCGGUCAUGGUGAUCCAACACAGUCGGAAAUUAUGAACGACGUACUAGCGCAGGUUUCCACCAGUACGGAAACGAGUAAAAAUGCCGGCAAUGCGAUCCUGUACGAAACGGUCCUCACAAUCAUGAACGUCGAAUCGGAGAACAGUUUGCGGGUGUUAGCAGUCAACAUUCUCGGCCGCUUUCUACUAAACAACGAUAAAAACAUUCGCUUUAUCGGGUUGCUAACGCUCGUCAAGACUGUGCAUAAGGACAUGACGGCGGUACAGCGCCAUCGCAUAACGAUCCUCGAGUGCCUUUCGGACGGUGAUCCAUCGAUACAGCGAUGUGCUAUGGAACUGUCCUUCACCCUUAUCAACACACAGAACAUCGAGAUGGUCGUGCGGGAGUUACUGCGCUAUCUCGAAUCGACCGACGCCGAAAUGAAGGCGCUCUGUAGCAGUAAGAUCGUACUCGCGGCCGAAACGUAUUCGCCUUCGAUCCGUUGGCAUCUGGAUGUAUUACUGAAAAUUCUUACAAUUGCCGGUAACAAUAUCCGGGACGACGUGAUCUCGUCCACCAUACAGCUCAUCUCGAACAGUCCGCAGCACGAGCAGCGUUUCAUUACCAAUAAGAUGUGGGAAGCUAUCAUGAACAUGAACCAGCUCGAGAACAGGCAACCAUUGGUGCAGGUGGCCGUGUGGGCGAUCGGUGAAUAUGGGGAAGCUGGAGGAUUCGAUGAGUUCGAACUAAUUGAACACUAUCGGCAACUGUUGUGGGCACCGCAACUAUCAAUCACCACCAAGCAGUACAUUCUGGUAUCGUUAGCUAAAAUCAGCGUUCGAAUAGAUGGCUGUACACCGGACAUUCAAAACAUCAUCAACUCGUUCCGAGUGCACAUGAAUAUCGAUCUGCAGCAGCGAGCAAACGAAUUUUCGCAACUGUUCACCAAUUACAAACACCUUCGGAAAUCAUUGCUCGAGAAGAUGCCAAAGUUGAAACUAUCAGAACUGACCACCUCAGAAUACAAUGCUGACUUUGCGUCUCCAGAUUCAUCCGAAAUAGAACAACAGCAGGAUGAACCGGUCGCUGUGCAGGAACCAUCGAACCAAGACAUCUUGCUGGAUUUGUUGGGUGAUUGUUUCAGCAGUGAUGGAAACGGUAAUAAUGCACUUGCCGUUGUGCCCGUCUCGCAGUCGAUGCCCUCAACACAGCCUCAUUUGCAAACGACGAGCUUUAAUCAAAGCGCACUAUCAUCGUAUAAUAAUAAUGGUCCAAUGGCGACUGGUACUACCGACAGCAUAAUGGAUCUACUUGGUCUAGCAGCACCAAACCAUACAAAUCAGACAAUCGAUCAGACCACGAUACCUGCGAUCGACGUUUACAACAAGGACGACGUCUACAUCCGAUUCUUUAUCCAUCCUUAUCCCACCGUGGGCGAACAGCCACCAUCAUCCGCCGGAGCUCGUAUCACCGUGCAAACAACCAAUGGAUCGCAAGCUACGAUCGAAAAGUUCCUCUUUCAGGCAGCCGUACCGAAAUCGUUUGUACUGACGCUACGUGAACCGUCCGGUACGGUAAUGCCGCCGGGGGGAACGAUUAUGCAGGAUCUGCUGAUCGCGCGUCAAACAAAUCCCACCCAGGGUAGCACCGGGUUGCGCAUGAAGGUUCGCUUUUCAUACGAAAUCGAAAACUACUCCAUGAUGGAACAGAUUGAUGUGAACGAGUUUCCGAGCGGUUUUCUGCGCUAG
Molecule: messenger RNA, 2622 nt
Organism: Anopheles marshallii
Lineage: Eukaryota; Metazoa; Arthropoda; Insecta; Diptera; Culicidae
Product: AP-1 complex subunit gamma-1-like
Exons: 8
Coding region: 1-2622 (873 amino acids)
Biological process (GO): receptor-mediated endocytosis; intracellular protein transport; Golgi to vacuole transport
Cellular component (GO): membrane coat; Golgi apparatus; AP-1 adaptor complex
Molecular function (GO): clathrin-cargo adaptor activity
Source: RefSeq, a predicted model, not a curated record